Molecule: messenger RNA, 1836 nt
Organism: Megalops cyprinoides (Indo-Pacific tarpon)
Lineage: Eukaryota; Metazoa; Chordata; Actinopteri; Elopiformes; Megalopidae
Product: RNA-binding protein Nova-1
Exons: 5
Coding region: 288-1814 (508 amino acids)
Biological process (GO): regulation of alternative mRNA splicing, via spliceosome; mRNA splicing, via spliceosome
Cellular component (GO): cytoplasm; nucleus
Molecular function (GO): mRNA binding
Source: RefSeq, a predicted model, not a curated record
GCGGCACCAGCGGUACAGAAAGGGCGCAGAGCAACUCCACGCUUCGGGACCCCAUUUCAUACACAUAACACACCGCGUUAACAUUCGCAUCUCUCCCACUUUCUCCGUCUCCCCCCUCCUCUUGUCUUCUCCCCCCCCUUCCCCCACACCCUAGUAUCUGACACAUUCUGCUUUCCCCGGCACCAUCCACCUAGCUACACACCGGAUUUAGAGCUGCUCUCCACUUAUUUUUUAUUUUAUUUCAUUCUGUUCAAAAUAAACCAAAUCUCGUAAUAGAUCUCACAAACAUGAUGGCGGCAGCUCCCAUCCAGCAGAACGGGACUCACCCCGGGGUGCCCAUAGACUUAGACCCGCCGGAUUCUCGUAAGAGACCGCUGGAAGCGCCUCCCGAAGCGGUCAGCACCAAGAGGACGAACACUGGUGAGGACGGCCAAUUUUUCUUAAAAGUCCUAAUACCUAGUUAUGCUGCUGGAUCUAUAAUUGGGAAAGGAGGACAGACUAUAGUACAACUUCAGAAAGAGACUGGCGCCACCAUCAAACUGUCAAAAUCCAAAGAUUUCUAUCCAGGUACCACAGAACGGGUCUGUCUGAUUCAGGGUACCGUAGAGGCCCUGAACGCCGUCCAUGGCUUCAUCGCCGACAAGAUCCGCGAAAUGCCGCAGAACGUGGCGAAGACGGAGCCGGUCAGCAUCCUGCAGCCUCAAACCACCGUAAACCCAGACCGCAUCAAGCAGACAUUGCCAUCCUCCCCAACUACCACCAAGCCCUCUCCAUCCGAUCACAUGACCACCUCCAGAGCCAAUCAGGUAAAGAUAAUUGUUCCCAACAGCACAGCAGGUCUAAUCAUUGGGAAGGGUGGUGCCACAGUGAAGGCUAUAAUGGAGCAGUCGGGGGCGUGGGUGCAGCUGUCGCAGAAACCCGACGGGAUAAACCUGCAGGAGCGGGUGGUGACUGUCAGCGGGGAGCCUGAGCAGAGCCGCAAAGCUGUGGAACUCAUCAUCCAAAAGAUCCAGGAGGACCCCCAGAGCGGGAGCUGCCUCAACAUCAGCUACGCCAACGUCACGGGCCCGGUGGCCAACUCCAACCCCACGGGGUCCCCCUACGCCAACACUGCCGAGGUGCUGCCCACCGCCGCUGCCGCCGCCGGCCUCCUCGGACACGCCAACCUGGCGGGCGUGGCGGCCUUCCCGGCGGUGCUGUCCGGCUUCACCGGCAACGACCUGGUGGCCAUCACCUCCGCGCUCAACACUUUAGCCAGCUACGGAUACAACCUCAACACGCUGGGCCUGGGUCUCAGCCAGGCGGCAGCUACGGGGGCCCUGGCCGCUGCGGCCGCCAGCGCCAACCCCGCGGCGGCAGCGGCAGCAAACCUGCUGGCCACCUAUGCGAGUGAGGCCUCCGCCAGCGGCAGCUCGGCCGGCGGCUCGGCAGGCACAUUCGCGUUAGGUAGCCUGGCAGCUGCCACUGCUGCCACCAACGGAUACUUUGGUGCUGCGUCUCCGCUCGCGGCCAGCGCCCUGCUGGGCUCCGAGAAGACCACGGACGGCUCCAAGGAUGUGGUGGAGAUCGCCGUGCCCGAGAACCUGGUAGGCGCCAUUCUGGGGAAAGGUGGGAAAACGCUGGUAGAGUACCAGGAGUUGACUGGUGCAAGGAUACAGAUCUCCAAAAAGGGAGAGUUUGUCCCGGGAACACGCAACCGAAAGGUGACGAUAACGGGAACGCCAGCCGCCACGCAGGCCGCCCAGUAUUUGAUAACUCAGCGAAUCACGUACGAGCAAGGGGUUCGAGCCGCCAACCCGCAGAAAGUGGGCUAGCCUCCACACUCACUCUGUCAGA